Molecule: messenger RNA, 2254 nt
Organism: Pseudoliparis swirei
Lineage: Eukaryota; Metazoa; Chordata; Actinopteri; Perciformes; Liparidae
Product: extracellular matrix protein 1-like
Exons: 10
Coding region: 1-1734 (577 amino acids)
Biological process (GO): regulation of bone mineralization; signal transduction
Cellular component (GO): extracellular region
Source: RefSeq, a predicted model, not a curated record
AUGAGUCAUGUUGAAAAAACGACCUCCACUCCCACUUUUCUUCCCUCCGCCUCAUUCCCCCUGAAGGCCACCAACAACAACAACAACCAUAAAGUCAUUGCACCGAGGUUCCGCUCUCGCAGACGGACAGCACGAAAGCGUCUGCUGGACCAAUUACCCGCGGCCCCGCCGAGCGUGUUGCGUGUUUUCCUGGGCGGACUCUGUUCCCUUUGCCAGGGCAGUGAGGAGCAGCAGCGGGGCGAACAGCUCAGGACCGACGCUGCCGAGCUGACAAUGGGGUCGUCUAGGGCUCUGCUCUGCUGCACCGCAUGGGUCGUGAUUUUACUGAGCUCAGCAUCCACGGAUGAUCGUGACAUGGAGCAGCGUGAGGUCAUCUUUGACAAAAUCAUGCAAGAGAUGGAACAACCACAUGCCUUCAUUUUGCAGAAAGAGGUGGACGUGACAGUUCCAAAGGAUUUCCCAGAACAGGUGGAAAUCACGAAUAGCAGAGGUCUUCCAGGUUUUGUGCCCCGUUCCUUUGGUGGUCCUCCCAUGUUAAACUACCCAGUGCAGUUCCCCCUUGGGCGACCGACCUCCGACAAUCUCCAAGCAAUCUGUCUCAACAGAGAAUAUCGUCCCAGCUACUCAAAGUCUUACUUUCCUGUUUCUGGCUUUGGCCAGCUGAAGAAUAUGGCCAAGACUGUCAAUAAGGCAGAGUCCUGGUUGAGCACAUGCUGCAAAGGGAACCAGACGUGGGAGAAUGAAGUGACGCUGUGUUGCGCCACAAAGGCAUGGGAGCUGUCAGUCCGAUCCUUCUGUGAAGAGGACACUUCAAUUAAGCAUCGUAUUUAUCACUGCUGCUUCCUGAGAGGCGACGACAUGCUGAACUGUUUCCAAAACGACGCUCCCAACCCAAACUACGAGGCAACAGAGGAGCUACCGGUACCACCACUUCCCUCAACAGACACCUUCAGCUUUGACCCUAACACUUGCCAGAGGACAGUGAUGACUCUGCACAGUGUCAGGGGAAACAGAGGAGAUGUAGAGAAGAAACCAUCUGCUCCUCUGAAAGUUGACAUGAGCUUUCCUCCGGGACGACCCACCGCUGACACGAUUGAGACGCUGUGUCGCAACAGGAAACAGCGCCCACUCUAUAAAACCAAUUGCCUGACAGGUCUUGGGUACGAAUGGCUGGCUCGUCAGGCAAAGACCAUCAAUCGUAUAGAAAAGGGAUUCAAGCAGUGCUGCAAGAAGAAUCAGCGUACGCUCAACUGUGCUGAUCAGAAGUGGCGUGAGGAGCUUGACAAGUAUUGUGUUGACGAGAACGGUGGACAGGUGGAUUUCCACUGUUGUUUGGACGACGUGUCAAAUGAUCGAUACGACUGUUUCCGAGAUGUUUCUCCUGACCCACAUUAUAACACGACCUCUGCCACUAAAGAGUUCUCACUCCACAACAUCUGUGACACUCACAAGAUUGUCAAUAAGAAGUUCCCUGUUGGUUUUCCUCUCAAGAGCUUUGUGAACCAAUGCUGCCCCCUGUCUGAAGAUCACAAGACUGCUUGUUUUGAGCAGAAGAUUGAGAAAAUAUCAGAGAUGUGUUCAUCAAGGAAGACCCUUUCUCCAGCUGUCCGUCGUUGUUGCCUCACAUCUUCACAAAGGUUUACACAGUGUUUCUCCAAAACUCUCUUGGAUGCCAUCUCCAAAGCAACCACCGUCUUACGCCAAAAGAAGAAGAAGAGGUGCCCCCUCUCCUAAACUCUUUUGACCUUUUACUGCUGACCCUAUACUGCCUGUGUGCCAUAAAGGGAAACGCCAAGCUAGCAGCAUAGUUGACCUCCAAUCACUGAACAGGAACAAUUCUGUAAAGUAUAAGUCUGUAAGAAAAUGUGAUCCAAAUUCUAGCUUUAUGGGCUUCUAACUGCUUAUAUAAUUAGCUUUUUUUUCCUAUCUGAAAUCACCUUCGAAGCAUUGUUAUCACAAGAAAACAUUUACAAUGAAACACAAAUAUGUUGUGACUUUACCACUACUUGUUAUAGGCUGCUUAUUUUUCUCUCAUAUGUGAUUAUGAAUGCAUUCUAUUGUUUCAUUUGGACCUGUCUCUGGUUUUGUUGUGAACCUAUCUACAACACUUCUUAGAAAAACUUUUUUUAAAUGUACUUUCCAUGUGGUUUACUAUCUUCUUACAUGCAAACUGUAUGUUGUUCAUUUAACCAUGCACUGGUGUGCCUGGUAUAAGCUACAAUGAGUUAAUAAAACAUAACCAAUUCGAAAAGGA